CCUCUAAUAGCCACACACGUGCGAUCUCGUUGCGCUAGGAUUUGUAUUUGAUUUAAGACUAGAAACGUGAAUUAAAUCGGUCAAAAUGGGUUCCAGGCGGCCGAUAAACGUGCACAUGUUCCCCUCGGAUCUUGAGUUUGCCGUGUUCACCGACCAGGAAAUCCACAAGCUGAGCGUGGUGAAGGUGAUCACGGGCAUUACGUUCGAUGCACUGGGACAUGCGAUGCCCGGUGGUCUGUACGACAUCCGGAUGGGCUCCUACGGCCGGUGCAUGGAUCCCUGUGGUACCUGCCUCAAGAUGCAGGAAUGUCCCGGACACAUGGGCCACAUCGAACUGGCCACGCCCGUCUACAAUCCUUUCUUCAUCAAGCUGGUGCAGCGUCUGCUCUGCAUUUUCUGCCUGCAUUGCUACAAGCUACAGAUGAAGGACCACGAAUGCGAGAUCAUCAUGCUGCAAUUGCGCCUUAUCGAUGCGGGCUACAUUAUCGAGGCGCAGGAUCUGGAGAUCUUCAAGUCAGAAAUUGUAUGUCAGAACUCCGAUGAACUGGUGACCCUGAAAAACGGCGACAUGGUCCAUCCCAACAUUGCAGCCAUGUACAAGCUGCUGGAAAAGAACGAAAAUAACUCCGGCAACUCCACUAAGACGAGCUGCUCCCUGCGGACAGCUAUUACCCAUACUGCAUUGCAGCGGGCGGGCAAAAAGUGCAGGCACUGCAACAAAUCAAUGCGAUUUGUGCGUUACAUGCAUCGCAGGCUGGUUUUCUACGUCACAAUGGCGGAUCUCAAGGAGCGCGUUGGAGGUGUCCUUGAAAGCGGAGGUCAGAACAAGGUUAUCUUUGCCGACGAAUGCCGUCGAUAUCUGCGCCAGAUUUACAACAAUUACCCUGAGCUGUUGAAGCUUCUAGUUCCAGUUCUGGGGCUGACAAACACUGAUGCUUUGCAGGGCGAUCGAUCGCCCGUGGAUCUAUUCUUUAUGGAUACAAUUCCGGUGACACCACCUCGCGCUCGUCCCAUGAACAUGAUCGGAGAUAUGCUGAAGGGCAAUCCCCAGACGGACAUCUACAUCCACAUCAUCGAGAACAACCAUGUGUUGAAUGUGGUAAUCAAGUACAUGAAAGGCAGCCAGGAGAAGCUCACGGAGGAGGCUAAGGCCGCUUAUCAGAACCUAAAGGGCGACACAUCCCAUGAGAAGCUUUAUAACGCUUGGCUGGCCCUACAAACUUCUGUGGAUGUCCUCCUCGACGUAAACAUGUCCCGAGAAAUGAAGUCUGCCGAAGGAUUGAAGCAAAUUAUUGAAAAGAAGGAUGGCCUCAUUCGUAAGCAUAUGAUGGGCAAACGAGUGAACUACGCUGCGCGCACUGUCAUCACUCCGGAUCCUAAUAUAAACGUUGAUGAGAUCGGUAUACCUGACAUAUUUGCCAGGAAAUUAUCUUAUCCCGUGCCCGUGACGGAGUGGAAUGUUACGGAGCUGAGAAAAAUGGUGUGCAACGGACCGGACGUGCACCCCGGAGCGAACUACAUCCAGGAUAAGAACGGAUUUACCACCUACAUACCCGCCGAUAAUGCGGUCAAGCGGGAGAGCUUGGCCAAGUUGCUUUUGUCGAAUCCAAAAGAUGGCGUUAAGAUCGUCCAUAGGCACGUGCUCAAUGGAGAUGUCCUCCUACUCAACCGGCAGCCCUCGCUGCAUAAGCCAUCCAUCAUGGCUCACAAGGCUCGCAUCCUGCAAGGGGAGAAGACCUUCCGACUGCACUACUCCAACUGCAAGGCCUACAACGCCGAUUUCGAUGGUGAUGAAAUGAACGCCCACUAUCCGCAGAGUGAGGUGGCCAGGGCAGAAGCAUACAACCUAGUGAAUGUGGCCAGCAACUAUCUGGUGCCUAAAGAUGGCACCCCGUUGGGUGGACUUAUUCAGGAUCAUGUCAUUUCGGGUGUGAAGCUCUCGAUUCGUGGAAGGUUCUUCAACCGCGAGGACUACCAGCAGCUGGUGUAUCAGGGACUGUCGCACCACAUAAGGGAUGUCAAGCUACUCCCACCGGCUAUAUUAAAACCAGUGAACCUUUGGUCCGGAAAGCAGGUCUUGUCCACCAUUAUUAUUAACCUUAUUCCCGACGGCUUUGAAAGAAUUAAUCUGGAUUCCUUCGCCAAGAUUGGUGGAAAGAAUUGGAAUGUAAACCGUCCACGACCAGCAAUUUGUGGCACAAAUCCUCAGGAAAACGAGCUCAGCGAGAGCCAAGUGCAAAUUAGAAAGGGUGAACUACUUGUUGGAGUUCUUGAUAAACAGCAGUAUGGAGCCACGACUUUCGGUUUGAUCCAUUGCAUGUACGAGCUGUAUGGCGGCGAAGUUUCCACCCGUCUGCUCACUUCCUUUACCAAGGUAUUCACCUUCUUCCUGCAACUGGAAGGCUUUACUUUGGGCGUCAAGGAUAUUCUAGUGACAGGCGAGGCGGACAAAAAGAGAAGAAAAAUCAUCCGUGAGUCCCGCAGUGUGGGAAACAGCGCAGUGGCUGCAGCUUUGGAAUUAGAAGAUGACCCACCGCACGAUGAAUUGGUUGAGAAAAUGGAGGAGGCCUAUAUGAAGGACACAAAGUUCCGAGUGAUUUUGGAUCGCAAAUAUAAAUCGGUUUUGGAUGGCUACACAAAUGAAAUAAAUAAAACUUGCCUGCCUGGUGGUUUAAUUACCAAGUUCCCUUCAAACAAUCUGCAACUGAUGGUUCUUUCCGGUGCCAAGGGAUCCAUGGUAAACACUAUGCAAAUCUCCUGUCUGCUGGGACAGAUUGAGUUGGAAGGAAAGCGACCACCGUUGAUGAUAUCCGGCAAAUCGCUGCCUAGUUUUACUUCAUUUGAGACCUCACCCAAGUCGGGAGGGUUCAUCGAUGGACGCUUCAUGACGGGCAUUCAGCCACAGGACUUUUUCUUCCAUUGCAUGGCAGGUCGUGAAGGUCUUAUUGAUACUGCUGUUAAAACCUCUCGCUCCGGUUACCUGCAGCGCUGUCUCAUAAAACAUUUGGAGGGCUUGAGUGUCCAUUAUGAUCUCACAGUCCGCGACAGUGACAACAGUGUGGUGCAGUUCCUCUACGGCGAAGAUGGUCUGGAUAUCCUGAAGUCCAAGUUUUUCAACGAUAAAUUCUGUGCUGAUUUCCUCACCCAGAAUGCCACGGCUAUUCUGCGGCCCAGUCAACUGCGGUUGAUGAAGGACGAGGAGGAUCUGGCCAAGGUGCGGCGCCACGAAAAGCACAUACGCAGUUGGCAGAAAAAGAAGCCAACCAAGCUGCGUGCCGCUUUCACACACUUCUCAGAGGAGCUGCGCGAGGAGGUAGAGGUGAAGAGACCGAAUGAGAUAAACGCCAAGACAGGUCGCCGUCGCUUCGAUGAGGGUCUGCUUAAGCUGUGGAAAAAGGCGGAUGCCGAGGACAAGGCUUUGUAUCGCAAGAAGUAUGCCCGCUGUCCGGAUCCCGCGGUAGCCGUCUACAAGCAGGAUGUUUACUACGGUAGUGUCUCGGAGCGGACGCAGAAACUGAUCGAUGAUUAUGCUCGGAGGAAGCCAGUACACAAGGAGACCAUAGCGGACAUUAUGCGGGUGAAGACCAUUAAAGCAUUGGCAUCACCUGGCGAACCUGUGGGUCUAAUAGCCGCCCAAUCGAUAGGUGAACCUUCCACACAGAUGACACUGAAUACCUUCCAUUUUGCGGGUCGUGGUGAGAUGAACGUUACCCUGGGUAUUCCCCGACUUCGAGAGAUCCUCAUGCUGGCCUCUUCGAACAUAAAGACGCCCUCGAUGGAUAUUCCCAUAAAGCCUGGUCAGCAGCAGCAGGCCGAGAAGCUGCGCAUAAAUCUUAAUUCUGUGACUCUGGCAAAUCUUUUGGAGUCUGUCCACAUCAGUACCAGAUUAACUCUUGAACCGGAGCGAGCGUAUGAGUAUGAAAUGCGCUUCCAAUUCUUGCCAAGAGAGGUCUACAAGGAGGAUUACGGUGUGCGACCCAAACGUAUCAUCAAAUACAUGCACCAAACCUUCAUCAAGCAACUGAUUCGGGCCAUUUUAAAAGUAUCCAACGCAUUGAAGACGACGAAAAUAGUUGUAAUAGACGACAAAAAAGACACUGAAAAAGAGGAUGAUGAUUUGGACAAUGCAGAUGAUGUGGGUGGUCGAAAAGCAAUGGAUAAUAAUGAUGAUGAUUCAUCGGACGAUGACGGCGAUGACGAUGCGACUGGUGUGAAACUAAAGCAACGCAAAACCGAUGAGAAGGACUACGAUGACCCAGAUGAUGUUGAUGAGCUCCAUGAUGCCAAUGACGACGACGAAGAGGCGGAGGAUCAGGUAGACGACGAAAAGGCCGAGAACGAUGAUGAGAACGAUGGCGACGACAAGUCGGUUGAAAGGCUGCUCAGCAAUGAAAUGGUUAAGGCCUAUUCUUAUGACAAAGAGAGUCAUUUGUGGUGCCAGGUCAAAUUAAACUUAAGUGUGCGCUACCAGAAGCCCGAUUUGACCUCAAUCAUCCGCGAGUUGGCGGGUAAGAGUGUGGUUCACCAGGUGCAGCAUAUUAAGCGGGCCAUUAUCUACAAGGGCAAUGAUGAUGAGCAGCUGGUCAAGACCGAUGGCAUUAAUAUUGGCGAGAUGUUCCAGCACAACAAGAUUCUCGACCUCAAUCGCCUGUACUCCAACGACAUCCAUGCGAUUGCCAGAACGUACGGCAUUGAGGCAGCAUCCCAAGUGAUUGUUAAGGAAGUGAGCAACGUUUUCAAGGUCUACGGCAUCACCGUGGAUCGCCGGCAUCUUUCGCUAAUCGCGGAUUACAUGACCUUCGACGGAACCUUCCAGCCUCUGUCGAGAAAGGGUAUGGAGCACUCCUCGUCGCCUUUGCAGCAGAUGUCCUUCGAGUCCAGUUUGCAGUUCCUAAGGAGCGCCACCGGGUUCGGCAGAUCGGAUGAGCUGAACUCCCCGUCUGGUCGAUUAAUGGUUGGUCUACCGGUGCGAAAUGGUACAGGUGCCUUUGAGUUGUUGACGAAAAUUGAUUAAUAUGUACGCUUUUGUAAAAAUAUAAGUUACAAGUUUUUAAAUAAAAACCAUAGAUUAAUGUUUGAAAACUA
This is a messenger RNA of Drosophila rhopaloa, 5085 nucleotides long. It is a transcript of the gene RpI1, whose product is annotated as DNA-directed RNA polymerase I subunit RPA1. The record is from RefSeq and is a predicted model, not a curated record. Gene Ontology annotation, molecular function: DNA binding; DNA-directed RNA polymerase activity. Bases 86 to 5014 code for a protein of 1642 amino acids. The transcript is spliced from 10 exons. Gene Ontology annotation, cellular component: RNA polymerase I complex. Lineage: Eukaryota; Metazoa; Arthropoda; Insecta; Diptera; Drosophilidae. Gene Ontology annotation, biological process: DNA-templated transcription.